CCUAUAAAUACCCGAUCUCCGGCACCAACACUACAUAUCCCACCCACAACAUGGCAUCCACUAAUCCAGCACUUCUCCUGCUCCUCUUCAUCACUGUUUUCUCUUUUUUGAAACCCUCUACAGCCGCCGGCAUCGCCACUUACUGGGGCCAGCAGAGCGAUGAUACUGAAGGCACCCUUGAAGCCGCCUGUGCCACCGGAAACUACCAGUUUGUAAACAUAGCUUUCUUAAGCACCUUCGGCAACAACCAACAACCGGUUCUGAACCUAGCAGCCCAUUGUGACCCUGAUUCGACUUGCUCCAGGUACAGCUCCCAAAUAAAAGCAUGCCAGGCCCAAAAUGUUAAGGUGUUUCUUUCUAUAGGGGGUCAGAGAGGGAGCUACUCUCUAUCGUCACCGCAAGAUGCACAACAAGUUGCUGAUUUUCUAUGGAACACCUAUCUUGGCGGCCAGUCAGCUACCCGUCCGUUAGGAGAUGCUGUUUUGGACGGAAUCGAUUUUGAUAUCGAGCAAGGGACAGACCAGUUCUGGUCUGACCUGGCUAGGGCACUCGCUGCGUACAGCUCACAGAAAAAAGUGUACUUAUCUGCAGCCCCACAGUGCCCUUUCCCUAGCCCUAGUGGCGACGUGCGGAACCAACUGCUCCCGGCGAUUAGGGAAGGGCUGUUUGAUUACGUGUGGGUGCAGUUUUACAACAAUGAACAAUGCCAGUAUGGGGCGAAUGCUGAUGCUUUAUUAGCGAGAUGGAACGAGUGGACUCAGGUGACCACAAAUACGAUUUUCUUGGGGUUACCAGCAGCAGCUUCGGGAGCUGCCCCAAGCGGAGGAUAUAUUCCACCAGAUAUUCUUACCUCUCAGAUUCUUCCUUCAAUCAAGAGUUCUCCCAAGUACGGUGGAGUCAUGCUGUGGGACAGGUUCUAUGAUAAACAGAGUGGAUACAGUGACGCCAUCAAAGGCAGUAUAAACUAGUCCUAAAGUGAUAGCCUUUGUAUACUUUAUUAUGUUUGUGUGGUGGAAUAACUUCAUAUCGUCGAGAUAUGAUCAGAUGAUUUUGUUUAUGUAACAGUUAUACCUAGUGCAAAUCAAUAAAACAAUUAUAGUAUUUGUUAUGA
This is a messenger RNA of Helianthus annuus (common sunflower), 1111 nucleotides long. Its product is annotated as acidic endochitinase. Gene Ontology annotation, molecular function: chitinase activity. NCBI's taxonomy places the organism in Eukaryota, Viridiplantae, Streptophyta, Magnoliopsida, Asterales, Asteraceae. The transcript has a single exon. Gene Ontology annotation, cellular component: extracellular region. The record is from RefSeq and is a predicted model, not a curated record. Gene Ontology annotation, biological process: carbohydrate metabolic process. Bases 51 to 968 code for a protein of 305 amino acids.